Selaginella moellendorffii is the source of this 2250-nucleotide messenger RNA. Its product is annotated as pentatricopeptide repeat-containing protein At4g02750-like. Lineage: Eukaryota; Viridiplantae; Streptophyta; Lycopodiopsida; Selaginellales; Selaginellaceae. Bases 1 to 2250 code for a protein of 749 amino acids. Gene Ontology annotation, biological process: RNA modification. Gene Ontology annotation, molecular function: protein binding; RNA binding. The record is from RefSeq and is a predicted model, not a curated record. The transcript has a single exon.
AUGACCCCAUGGACGUGGAGCUCCAAUCGCGACAUAUCUCCAGCUCCACGGCAUGGCCCCCCUGCGAUUGCGAUUGCGAUUGUUCAUCCUCCCAUCGCGCCCAUGGACACGGUGCGGGAGUGCGUACGGCACAUCGAGGCUUGCAAAACGCUGGCGCAAGCCAAGGCCGUGCAUGGACGAGUUCGCGAGAAGAAGCUGGACAUCAAUGGCUAUGUGGCCAACCAUCUGGUCCAGAUGUACGGCAGGAUUGGGCGCGUGGAGGAGGCCAGGGGUGUGUUUGAUGCCAUUUACCCCAAGGGGGCAUAUUCCUGGAACUUGAUGCUCGUGGCAUAUGCCCAAAACGGGCAUCUGGAGGAUGCCAAGGGGUUGUUUAGCGUCAUGCCUGAUCCGGAUCUUCUGUCUUGGAAUGUUAUGCUCAGUGCGUACUCGAAACGUGGGAGACUUAAGCAUUGCCAAGGUGUGUUCGACGCCAUGCCAAGGAAGGAUUUGGUUUCCUGGAACACUUUGCUUACUGCAUAUGCCCAAAAUGGGAAUCUUGCAGAAGCGAAAGCCGUGUAUGCGAGAAUGCCGGAGAUGGGUCUCAUGUCGUGCAACAUUAUGCUUGCGGCACAUACGCAGAGCAAGUCUUUGGACGAGGCGAAAGAUCUUUUCAACCAGAUGCCGGAGAAGAAUCUCGUAACGUUGAACUCGAUGCUAACUGCAUAUGCCCAAAAUGGGUAUCUUGAUGAAGCGAGGCAAGUGUUCCUUGACAUGCCCAGCCGCGAUCUCGUGUCCUGGAACGCCAUGCUCGCUGCAUUUGCCGCAAACGAUAAGCUCGAAGAAGCAAAGAGAUGUUACGACGUUAUGCCGGAGCGGAAUCUUAUCUCUGCAAACACAAUACUGAUUGCGAACUCCAAACAGGGCAUUGUCGAAGACGCGCAAGAGGUCUUUGAUUCGAUGCCCGCCAAAGAUCUUGCUUCGUGGACUGCACUACUUUGCGUGUUUGCUCACGGAGAGUUUUUCGAUGAAGCGAGGAGUGUGUUCGAUCGAAUGCCCGAGAGGGACUUGGUCGCAUGGACAGUGAUGCUCGAGGCCUAUGCCCGGAGCGGGCAUAUCCACGACGCUAUCACCGCGUUCGAGCGCUUGCCGGAGCUCGAUCUCGUGUCCCUCACAACAAUGCUGGACGCGUACGGCCAGAGUGGAAACGUGGUGGAUGCCGUGCGCCUCUUUCGUACGUCGCCGUACCAAGAUCUCGUCUCGUGGAACGCAUUGCUAUCAGCCUACGUAAGGAACGGGCAUCUCAAAGAAUCUAGAGAGCUCUUUGAAAGGAUGCCUUUGAGAAACUUGGUGUCCUGGAACGCCUUGUUAGUGGUUUUUGCCGAGACGGGGCAUUUUGAGGAUGCUAGGAGAGUGUUUGAGGAGAUGCCGGACAAGGACGUGGUAUCUUGGAAUGCCAUGCUCUCUGCGUAUUCUCAAGGUGGCUCCUUCGAUCGGGCGAAAGCCACCUUUGAGUUGAUGCCGAAGAGAGACCAGAUCUCGUGGAAUGCCAUGCUUUCGAUCUAUGCUCAAAACGGGUACCUCGAAGAGGCCGCGAGCAUCUUCACUGGCAUGCCCGAGUGGAACUCGGUGUCGUGGAACGCACUUCUUGCCGCUUAUGCUCAAAACGGGCAUCUAAAACAAGCAAAGUUCUUGUUCUACGAGAUGCCCGUCCAGAACCAAGUCUCAUGGAACGCAAUGCUCUCCGCGUACUCCCGAAACGGGCACAUCAGCGACGCAAAGCGCCUGUUCGAUGCUACUCCGGAGCUCAACCUCAUCUCCUACAACGCAGUACUCACCAUGUACGCUCACACCGUAGAGCCUGGAAUCGCUCUGGAGCUGUUUGGGGCGAUGAUCCUCGAUGGCAUCAAACCCGACGAGGUCUCCUUCACCUCCGUCCUCUUGGGCUGCAACCACGCUGGAGUUUUCAAGUCUGGUUGGUCAUACUUUUGCUCUCUGGUGGCCGACUACGGCCUGAGGCCAGCAAAACAGCAUUUUGGAUGCAUGAUCGAUCUGCUGGGCCGCUCCGGUCGCGUGCACGAUGCCGAAGAUCUCCUCGCAAACAUGCCAUUCAUCCCGGAUGUUAUCGAGUGGAGAAGCCUGCUCAGAGGCAUGAAAAGCCAUAGCGGUCGAGCUAGAGCAGCGUCGGACUCCGUUUUGGCGCUCAAGCCGCAAACUUCCGGAUCUUUCGUUUUGAUGGCCAAUGUGUAUGAAAGCAAUGCGAUGGCUCCAUGA